Messenger RNA from Hypoxylon fragiforme, 1227 nucleotides. RefSeq lists its product as uncharacterized. The transcript has 8 exons. The coding region runs from base 1 to 1227 and encodes 408 amino acids. The record is from RefSeq and is a predicted model, not a curated record. Lineage: Eukaryota; Fungi; Ascomycota; Sordariomycetes; Xylariales; Hypoxylaceae.
AUGGCAGCUUCGAAUGCCCAGUUAGUAAUCAAUGCUGGUGUGGCGUUGAUUGUGGUUACGGGGUUAUGCAUAUUGGCGAGGGCUGUAGCCCGCUGCAUGCAUAAGACGUUGGGUGUAGACGAUGUUCUGAUCCUAAUCAGCUGGAUACUAUCCAUAGGAAUAUGCUCUAGUGCAAUGCUUGCUACACAGCAUGGACUGGGACUUCAUCGUGACCAAGUCGGCGACGAGGACUAUAAUUUGUAUCUCAAGAUUCAAAUAGCCACCUCAAUAACGUAUAGCUGGGGCGUGGCAGCCGCCAAAGCAUCGUUCGCGGUUCUUUAUCUAAGGAUCUUUCCCGAGGGCGGCUUCAGGGUCGUUAACAAGUGUAUGCUUGUAUUCCUCUUCAUGCAAGCCACUGAGGAAACAUGUGUUGUUAUGUUUAAGUGUGAUCCUGUUACAAAAUCGUGGAAUUAUCGUUUGGAGGGAUCAUGCUUCGACUUACACCCUCUUUGGUAUACAACCUUCGCCUUUAAUCUCAUCACCGACCUUAUCCUAUUCGUCGAACCAAUCCCUUCGACAUGGAGACUCCAGCUACCUCUCCUUAAAAGGCUUGGCCUUAUCACGAUGCUUUCAUUGGGCUUACUGGUGACAGCGAUUUCCGUAAUACGCAUUGUAUCGGUUACCGGCAUAGGUGCAGACGAUACUUAUGAACUUGCGGACCCCUUAAUCUGGUCCAUGGUGGAGUUAUGCUCACUCAUCAUCUGCUCAUGCAUCCCAUCAUUUAGACAGGUCGCAGCGAGGAUCCCCGGCCUCAACAGCGUCCUCGGUCUAUCGUCGAACGAACACUCAAAAACAUACUAUGCGAAUGCUUUAUCGAUACCCUUGCAGCUGCAAAGCCGGCCACGCAAGGAAUACAUCCAGUCGCAAAAGUCCAAGGCGUUGUGGAGUCAGACUAGGCCCUCUGCGUUUGGCAUGACGGUCCGCGCGACGGGGGCGGCGGGCAUGGACGAGAUCAGCGAAAACGGUAGCCAGGAUGAAAUAUUCCCGCACAAGAGCGACCAGACCGGCGUUAUCCUGGUCACGACGGAGGUACAGCACACCAUCGAAUCGGCGGCAGAGAGUGCCGUGGGUUUCACGGAGACGUCUGUGCAGUUUAAUAAAGAAACGACCAACGACACGAUUGAAGAGCCGGAUCCAAUAGCUCCAGCGAAGAAAUCGAGUGAGAAUUGGCUGCGACUGUCUAGGUAA